UAUUUUGCAGUUUCCACAGCCAGAGAACUCCAAAAUCCACUAACACAACACCGCUCCUCCUCCAUACACGAAACCUUUUCUUACUCAGUAUAGUUUCUCAUUUGAAAAUGGAAGAGACUGGGCCGUCGAUGAUGGAGAUCAACGAUGAGGAAGAGUUCGGCGACGAGUUCUACGAGAAGCUAGAGGCACCUAAGUUCGUGGAUCUCACGGCACCGGAUCGCGACCGCCGUGAACAUGACGAUCGUUACUGGUUCUGUUCACGGGUUGGAUGUGACCAAAAGCAUGAAGAAGAAAUGGAUCCCGAAGCAAUCUACAAAAACUUUGUUCUUCGGGUAAUGGCAGCAAGAAGUCCUAGUAUUGGUCUUCGAAAAGCAUUAUGUAGAAAGGACUCAAGUAAAAAUAUGAAAUGUCCUCAAACAGUUCCUGCAAAAUCUUCCAAAUCUAGAGUAUCCAAAUUGGCAAUGAUUUCAUCCAUUUCUCAAAAGAUGGUCGAUGCUAAGGUGAAAACCAUAUCUAAGCAGAAUGCAACUCCAAAUGCAACGGCAAAGCCAUCAGCUGCCGUAGCAAAGGCUUUAACUACUCCAAGGAAUAAAAAUAGUCGCUCAAAUCCAGCUACCUUUCGAAGUAUUCGAAACCCAAAAGCCACAACCAUUGCAAUACCAAAUAAUAGCGUGGUAGCAAAAGCUUUGGUCUUUCCAUCACCAAAGAAGACAGUGAAGUUGAAACAAUCAGUAGAACUAGGCACCUCUAUGAGAAAACUCUGCGAUGGGAUGAAGAAACUUGAAAUUACUAACACAAAGCAAGAGAUUUUGGGUCCCAAUAAGAAACCAUUGCCUGUAGAAGCACCGAGAAAACAGCGGAAAGGAAGAGAGAUUAAAAGCCGGGUCUAUGAUUCCUUGCUUUCUAAAACCAGUAAGGGCCAGGAAGCAAUUAAAUGUUUGAAGAGAAAGAGCAAGGGGAAAGAAUCAAAGUUAUGUUCUCGCCCUUUGCCUCGUGAAGGGAUUAACAAUGACUCAAGCGACCUGGAGAUUGAGGAGAAACCAAAAGCAGUUUCCCUUGAUGUGCCCUGUGCAUCAGGUACUUCAAAAGACAACAAAGAAAAUGGAAAUCCCUCGGGUGAAAAAAAAAUUGAAACUGUAUCAGAUGCACGCAGCAGCGGCUUGACCUCCUUAUCGAAUUUUGAAGAGAUAAAUACAGGGGACAAUAAAGCACCCGAGUCACAAGAUACGACGCGAGAGGCUAACACAGAUAGAGGAGAUGACCUUGAAACGAAAACCAAAUCAAGUUCAAAGCAAAAGGAGAUCUCUAAAAUCAAGAAGAGUGAUGGGAAAGAAAACAAUAAGGUUGCUGAACCUAACAGACACGAAAAUGAACUCACAGAUAGUGACGACAAAGAAAAUGCUUCAGCCUCCAAUGAUAACAGAAAACUCAACCCAAAUGCGGAUCACUUUGAAAGAAAGAAACAUUUUGGGAAGCAAGAAACUUUCAAAACCACCCAAAAGAAGGUGACCAAAGUAAGUGCCAAGACACCCAAAGACAGCUCCACCACUGGUGUACAAGGGGUGAAAUACAGGAAACCUAAGCCCACGAAUCCCAAGCCUUUUCGGCUAAGAACUGAUGAAAGGAGAAUUCUUAAGGAAGCAAACAUGGAUAGAAAACUAAACGUUCUUACUCCCUCCAAAGACAUAACAAUGGUUCCUGGAGUCUCUGGUAGAACCUCGCAACGGAAACAUCAGAAUGCUGGACAAAGAAAUAAGAAGUGCAUUGGACAAAUGGAAUGUGCCAAUCAGACACUUCAGGACAGAGAAGUUGAAUCAGACACAAAGAUUCUCAAGGACGAAACCCAGGGAAGUGGAACCUCAUGCUCUAAAACAAAAGGAGCUGUGAAACCAAAAUCAUCUACAACCCACCGGAGAUUUACUGUCUCUAUGUUCCAGAAAAUAAACCCUCUGGCAUCAGAGACUGAUUGCAGCAAGGAAAAAGCUGAACAGAAAUCUGAGAGAAGUUUGAGAAGGACGAAAUCAACACUCAUGAAACAACCCGCAGUAUCUCAAGGGAUCGCAUCAGGUAGGAAGAAAAGGGGUUCUCCCGCGGCAUCACGUCAACUCGGUGUAAUAAUGGAAACCUCAAAACCUAAAGAAAUGGGAAAGCCAAAUGAGAGCCUGCUCUUGCAGGAUCGAAUCAGGUAGGAAGAAAAGGGUUUCUCCCGCGACAUCACGUCAACUCGGUGUAAUGAUGGAAACCUCAAAACCUAAAGAAAUGGGAAAGCCAAAUGAGAAUGGUGCUUCCCCUGCUUCUAUUGCUUCUAGGUCAAUGUCACAGGAAAGAAGGCAACCUGCCACCACCAUUCCAAGGGAGCCAAAAUUUCAUAGUAUCCAUCUGCCAAAA
This is a messenger RNA of Carica papaya (papaya), 2388 nucleotides long. Its product is annotated as neurofilament heavy protein. NCBI's taxonomy places the organism in Eukaryota, Viridiplantae, Streptophyta, Magnoliopsida, Brassicales, Caricaceae. The record is from RefSeq and is a predicted model, not a curated record.